Messenger RNA from Varanus komodoensis (Komodo dragon), 6994 nucleotides. RefSeq names its product ATPase plasma membrane Ca2+ transporting 1 (gene ATP2B1). Gene Ontology annotation, cellular component: intracellular membrane-bounded organelle; membrane. The coding region runs from base 488 to 4306 and encodes 1272 amino acids. The transcript is spliced from 22 exons. Gene Ontology annotation, biological process: calcium ion transmembrane transport; regulation of cytosolic calcium ion concentration. Lineage: Eukaryota; Metazoa; Chordata; Lepidosauria; Squamata; Varanidae. The record is from RefSeq and is a predicted model, not a curated record. Gene Ontology annotation, molecular function: P-type calcium transporter activity; PDZ domain binding; ATP binding.
CAGGGCUGGGGAGCUACUGCUGAGGGCGGGGCAGGGCACCUAGCUCUCCCUCCUCUUCCCUUGCUGCUGCCGCCUCCGCCACCUCCUCCUCCUCCUCCUCCUCCUCCCCUCCCCUCGGAGAUCGCAGGCGGGCUUGGCGGCGGCUUGGGCUCGCGCGCUCUGGGGUGGGGUGGGGGGACCCUGUGCGGCUAGCAAGGAAGCAGUGGUGCUGGCGGCGGCGGCGCUCGCCGUGUGGGGCUUGGCGGCGUUGGAAGCUGAGAUUUUAUUUCAUUUUCAUCUGAAGUGGAAUGAAGGAACAGACUAUGGGACUACACUCAAGAUAACGAUCCUGGAAAAGGUGUCUAAUGGCUGUCUUCUCUUUGGGUGGUUUAUAUCUGAACUUUUGAUGGUUUUCAUAUCUGAAGGAUUAAUUUUCCUUUCGGAAAUAUUUUUUGGGAGAAAUUGUUCCUCCCUGGAAACAACUUCCUCCCUUUGAACGCUGAACAUCAUGGGAGAUAUGGCUAACAACUCAGUUGCAUACAGUGGUGUAAAAUACACUAUAAAAGAUUCUAAUCAUGGAGACUUUGGCAUCACACUUGAAGAGCUUCGUGCUCUUAUGGAAUUGCGUGCUGCAGAUGCAUUGAAUAAAAUACAAGAAUGCUAUGGAGAUGUGUAUGGAAUUUGUACAAGAUUGAAAACUUCUCCAAAUGAAGGCUUGAGUGGAAACCCAGCAGAUAUAGAGAGGAGAGCAACUGUAUUUGGGAAGAACUUUAUACCUCCUAAAAAGCCAAAAACAUUUCUUCAAUUAGUAUGGGAAGCACUGCAGGAUGUUACAUUAAUUAUAUUAGAAAUUGCAGCCAUAGUAUCAUUGGGCCUUUCUUUUUACCAACCUCCAGGAGGGAAUGAAGCAUUAUGUGGAACAGUAUCAGUUGGAGAAGAAGAAGAAGAGGGUGAAACGGGCUGGAUUGAAGGAGCUGCAAUCCUCCUCUCUGUCGUUUGUGUGGUAUUAGUCACAGCUUUCAAUGACUGGAGUAAAGAGAAACAAUUUAGGGGGUUGCAAAGCCGCAUUGAACAAGAACAGAAGUUUACUGUCAUCAGGGGUGGCCAAGUCAUCCAGAUUCCUAUAGCUGACAUAGUUGUUGGUGAUAUUGCACAAGUAAAAUAUGGUGAUCUUUUACCAGCAGACGGUGUACUUAUACAAGGGAACGACCUCAAAAUUGAUGAAAGCUCACUGACUGGAGAAUCUGAUCAUGUUAAGAAAACAUUGGAUCGUGAUCCUAUGUUGCUCUCAGGUACACAUGUAAUGGAAGGUUCUGGAAGAAUGGUAGUUACUGCUGUAGGUGUAAAUUCACAAACUGGGAUUAUCUUUACUUUGCUUGGUGCUGGAUCUGAUGAUGAAGAAGAAAAGAAGGAAAAAGAGAAAAAGGACAAGAAAAGUAAAAAACAAGAUGGUGCUAUUGAAAAUCGUAACAAAGCAAAAGCUCAAGAUGGUGCAGCCAUGGAAAUGCAGCCCCUGAAGAGUGAAGAUGGUGCUGAUGGAGAUGACAAAAAACGAAACAACAUGCCCAAGAAAGAGAAAUCUGUUCUGCAAGGAAAACUCACUAAGUUAGCAGUUCAGAUUGGCAAAGCAGGUUUGCUGAUGUCUGCAAUCACGGUAAUCAUCCUUGUGUUAUAUUUUGUGAUUGAUACAUUCUGGGUCCAGCGACGUCCUUGGCUUGCUGAAUGCACACCAAUAUAUAUUCAGUAUUUUGUAAAGUUUUUCAUCAUUGGUGUUACUGUCCUGGUUGUGGCAGUUCCAGAGGGUCUUCCACUUGCGGUCACUAUCUCACUGGCUUACUCUGUAAAGAAAAUGAUGAAGGAUAAUAACUUGGUCAGACAUCUGGAUGCUUGUGAAACAAUGGGAAAUGCAACUGCCAUUUGUUCAGAUAAAACGGGAACAUUAACAAUGAAUAGAAUGACAGUAGUCCAGGCUUACAUAAGUGAAAAACAUUAUAAAAAAAUUCCAGAGCCACAAGCUAUUCCUGAGAAAACUUUGUCAUACCUUGUAACGGGAAUCUCUGUUAAUUCUGCGUAUACUUCUAAAAUCCUGCCUCCGGAAAAGGAAGGUGGUCUGCCUCGUCAUGUUGGUAAUAAAACUGAAUGUGCCUUGCUGGGACUACUUUUGGAUUUGAAACGGGAUUAUCAAGAUGUUAGAAAUGAAAUACCAGAAGAGGCCCUUUACAAAGUCUACACCUUCAACUCUGUUAGAAAAUCUAUGAGUACUGUGUUAAAGAAUUCUGAUGGCAGUUUCCGGAUAUUCAGCAAGGGUGCCUCGGAGAUAGUACUUAAAAAGUGCUUCAAGAUAUUAAGUGCAAAUGGGGAACCGAAAGUAUUCCGACCAAGAGAUCGUGAUGAUAUUGUAAAAACUGUGAUUGAACCUAUGGCCUCAGAGGGACUCAGAACCAUAUGCCUGGCAUUCAGAGACUUCCCAGCUGGAGAACCUGAGCCAGAAUGGGACAAUGAAAAUGACAUAGUCACUGGUCUUACAUGCAUUGCUGUUGUAGGCAUUGAAGAUCCUGUGAGGCAUGAGGUACCAGAUGCAAUAAGAAAAUGCCAGCGUGCUGGUAUAACUGUACGUAUGGUUACUGGUGAUAAUAUUAACACUGCCCGUGCUAUUGCUUUAAAAUGUGGCAUUUUGCAUCCUGGUGAAGAUUUCUUAUGCCUAGAAGGCAAAGAAUUCAAUAGAAGAAUACGUAAUGAAAAAGGAGAGAUCGAACAGGAGCGAAUAGACAAAAUUUGGCCAAAACUCCGUGUGCUUGCAAGAUCCUCCCCAACUGACAAACACACCUUGGUAAAAGGUAUAAUAGACAGCACUGUUUCAGAACAGAGGCAAGUUGUAGCAGUGACUGGUGAUGGUACUAAUGAUGGCCCUGCCUUGAAAAAAGCAGACGUUGGCUUUGCGAUGGGUAUUGCUGGAACUGAUGUAGCUAAAGAAGCUUCUGAUAUCAUUCUUACAGAUGACAACUUCACAAGUAUUGUUAAAGCAGUUAUGUGGGGACGAAAUGUGUAUGACAGCAUCUCCAAAUUCCUUCAGUUCCAGCUUACUGUCAAUGUGGUAGCUGUCAUAGUUGCUUUCACAGGAGCAUGUAUUACACAAGAUUCUCCACUUAAAGCUGUUCAGAUGUUAUGGGUAAAUCUUAUAAUGGACACACUGGCUUCACUGGCUUUGGCAACGGAACCCCCUACAGAAGCUCUAUUGCUGAGAAAACCUUAUGGCCGAAAUAAACCUCUCAUCUCUCGAACAAUGAUGAAGAAUAUUCUGGGACAUGCUUUCUAUCAGCUUGUGGUUGUUUUUACACUUCUGUUUGCUGGGGAAAAAAUAUUUGACAUUGAUAGUGGAAGAAAUGCACCUCUUCACGCUCCCCCAUCAGAGCACUAUACAAUUGUAUUCAAUACAUUUGUGAUGAUGCAGCUUUUUAAUGAAAUAAAUGCUCGAAAGAUUCAUGGUGAAAGGAAUGUAUUUGAAGGAAUUUUCAAUAAUGCAAUAUUCUGCACUAUAGUUCUUGGCACAUUUAUUGUACAGAUUGUUAUUGUGCAGUUUGGUGGGAAACCUUUCAGUUGUUCAGAGCUUACAGUAGAACAAUGGCUAUGGUCAAUUUUUCUAGGAAUGGGAACACUUCUUUGGGGCCAAUUGAUAUCAACAAUCCCCACCAGCCAUUUGAAAUUCCUUAAGGAAGCUGGCCAUGGAACACAGAAGGAAGAGAUUCCAGAAGAAGAGCUAGCAGAAGAUGCAGAGGAGAUAGAUCAUGCUGAAAGAGAACUACGGCGUGGUCAGAUCUUGUGGUUUAGGGGCCUAAACAGAAUACAAACUCAGAUGGGAUGCUCCUUUCUCUUGUUCUCUCUCUCUCUUGCUGAGCAAGCUGUCACAAUCUCUGAUUCCUUGCAGAUGGAUGUAGUGAAUGCUUUCCAGAGUGGAACUUCCAUUCAGGGGGCUCUAAGGCGGCAACCUUCCAUCGCCAGCCAGCAUCAUGAUAUCCGAGUGGUGAAUGCGUUUCGUAGUUCCUUAUAUGAAGGAUUGGAAAAACCUGAGACACGAAGUUCAAUUCACAGUUUUAUGACACAUCCAGAGUUUAGAAUAGAAGAUUCUGAGACUCAUAUUCCCCUUAUUGAUGAUACUGAUGCUGAAGAUGAUGCUCCAACAAAACGCAACUCAACUCCUCUACCACCCUCUCCCAACAAAAAUAAUAAUGCAGUUGACAGUGGAAUUCAUCUUACAACAGACUUGAAGAAGUCUGCUACCUCUUCAUCCCCAGGGAGCCCACUACAUAGUUUGGAAACAUCCCUCUGAUUGUAAGCCGAAUGUUAACACAUUAGCUGCAUCGUAAAGAAACAAAUUGAAACUGGGUCUCCUCACUCAUUGUGAUGGACAAGAUGGUAUUCUUGUCUUGGACUUCAACAAGAAGAUACACUUGUACGAAUGUAGAUUUAUUUUUUUAAAAAAAAGCUUUCUGCCAGACUUGAGGGUGCUUUUUUUGGGGAGGGGGGGAGAGAAAUAAUGAACUCUGACAGAUAAACAGUAACUUGGCUAAAGUGACCUGUGGAUCAUCAGCUGUACUUAAGAAAGGCCCUUAAGAAUGUCUUAGCAGAGCUUUAGUUUCUCAUUCCUUUUGAGGAGAGAGCUGGAAUGUGCAAGAUUGCACUGGAUCACUGAAUUGAUAACUUUCAUUUCUGCUGUUGGCUGUUAAUAAUUUGGAUUAUUUAUGUUUAUAAAUGACACAGAUCUGUUUACAAGGUUUGUAGAUACUUUUUUGUUCCUGUUCAUAUAUGGGAAGCUUCCUUAUAAAUGAUGCAGAAAAAAAACUAGUCCAUCAAAUACUGCUGUAUUUUCAGGAAAGGGUGUUUCUAUUGAAACUGUACUAAAUUUUUGCCUGCAAUUUACCUUGUUAAAUAUUGUAGAUAAAAUUGCUACUACUAAUAGCCAAAUAGGUAACACUAAUGCUUUGUAAAAACCAUGAGCAGUGGUGUUCUAAUGAAGUUAUGGCCUCUGUCCUAAUUAGUUUCUUAAACAUUUACUACUUAAUGGUUUUGAAACAACUGUAAAAUUUUUAAAAAUUGAGAAACUUACUGAGUAACUUCUGUUCAGAAUUUAGUAGAGGAUUGUUUAAUGCAGGACAAUGUGAUGGAACUUGCUUGAAAUACUUUUGUUAUCUCAGGCAAAAUGGAUUAAAUCAAAAUACAUCAGAACUUUAGUCCUUCCUGUUUUUGUUUAAACCAAGUAGCUUAUUGCUGUCCUGGUGAACUGUGAGUAGAGCUGUUUAUUUUUCUGAUCCUGAGUAUCCUUACAGCAUGAGGGCUGCUGGCAUUUGGAAAGUUCUGAACAGGUAGCAUACAUGUUUUCUUCUCCUUUUAAAAUUCAUUUAUAUAAAAAUAAAUCAACCCUUUUGUUAAAAUAAACAUGCAGCAACAUGUGUUACAGGAUUCAGCACCUUAACAAAGAAUAGAUGUAAGCUUAAUUUAGAAAGGAAAUUAACGAGGUUUUUAAAUAAAAAUGGUCCAUCUCAUUGGUGAAACAGAUGAGACUUGCAAACAGUUCAGGCAGGAAACUUUAUCAAAGCUAAAGGAGUUGAUAUUGGUAGCGAAAUGUGUUUUUUUAUAAGAUUACCCUUGACUAGUUACAAAAAAGCCAAUAGUCAGAAAUGUAGUUAGGUGACAAAUAAUGAUUACUGUUUAAGUAAUCUGGGGGCCAAAAACAGUCCAGAUAGCAAAAAGCUGAAUAACAUGUGCUUGAGUUUUUGAAAACUGGAGACUUUUCUAAAGGAAACUUUUUGUUACAGUCCAUUCUUCCUUUUAGUGUUUUUCUGCCUCUGCCAUUUUCUCCUCUAAAAAGAUCUCAAAUACUUUUUUCCUUUUGCUGGCAGAGCCAAACAAAGGAAAAAGAAUAAGCACUCCGAUAGGGAGUUUGAUGAAAGCACUGCCAAGUGGAAAAGAGAAACUGCAUCCUUCAGUAGCUUCUUUGUGUUCUGACUCAUAGCUGAAAGAACUAGGCUUCAUCCUGGUGUUAGAAGAGGAUUAUAAGAACCAUACUCUAAGGGAACAUAGCAUGUAUAAUCUUAGGAGGGUGGGCAUUGACCUGUCCAGGCAAAUAAUCCUGGGAAAGUCGGGUUAGCAAGGGAGAAGAAAAAGAAUCCACCAUAAAUGUUCUGUGCAGAGUUAAACAUAGAAGGAGAUGGCCACACCUGUGAGUGUUGGUUUGUUGUCUGGAGAGGUAGUGCCUGAGUCAAACAUACAUAACCACACCUCCAAGUGAAAUAUUUAGGACAAUGAUGUUGAAAUAAUUCUCUUUUCCAUGGACAGUACAGAUCCAUCCUGCAUUGUAUCCCACCGUUAACCACUCACUGAAGCAUCACUAAUUGUUUCUGUUUAGUUCAAUCUGGAAAAUUCACUUUAUAGUACCACAAUACUUGUAUUUCAUGUGGCAGUUAUUCCUAUGGUUCCAUUUUGUAACUGGAGAACCACCACAUUUUGGAACUAGAUAAUACUAUAAAGCAGGAAAAAGUGUGCCCAACACAUAAGGGGGAAUGGAGUUUACCUGCUGAAACUAUCUCAGCUACAUGAGACUGAGUGUAAUAGUGAAUGUUACCUUUAUACCUUGCCAUUUGAACAGAAAUCUUUUUUUUCCUUCUGUCUUAAUGGUAGUCAUGACUACACUCUGCUGCCCAAAACCUACUGUGAAUUCUAUAUUUCAGAUCUCUGGAAGAAAUUUAACUGUAGACUUUGUGCAGAAAUCAUCCUUUUUUGACCCUGUUGACAGCAGUACAUUGAGUCUUAAUAGCAAGUGUAAGUGUAAUUGAAAUCAGGAAUACUUGUUCAAUAACUUUACUGUGAAAGCAAAAUACCAUGACAUCAUGUUAGCUAUCAAAACAAUCAUUACCGCUUUUCAGUUGCUGAGCCACAUAUUUGCAUUUUCUGGUUGUAAGGCUUACUUAGCUUGCUCAAUGUAACUUAAAUAAAUAAAUGUGCUGUUUAUCUGUCUCUG